This is a messenger RNA of Magallana angulata, 1595 nucleotides long. Its product is annotated as homeobox protein Hox-A9-like. Gene Ontology annotation, cellular component: nucleus. NCBI's taxonomy places the organism in Eukaryota, Metazoa, Mollusca, Bivalvia, Ostreida, Ostreidae. The record is from RefSeq and is a predicted model, not a curated record. The transcript has 3 exons. Bases 214 to 996 code for a protein of 260 amino acids. Gene Ontology annotation, biological process: regulation of transcription by RNA polymerase II. Gene Ontology annotation, molecular function: RNA polymerase II cis-regulatory region sequence-specific DNA binding; DNA-binding transcription factor activity, RNA polymerase II-specific.
CUGGUGAGUAGAGAUUCUGGUUAAUGUUUGAAAUUAUUAUAUUUUGAAAUUUGUUAUUUAUCGUAAAGUUUGCUCCGAAAUUAUUAGAUUUGUAACACUUCCAGGAAUUCUACACGUUUAACUUGGAGCACUGAGGCUUUUAUCAAAUUAGGAGUGAAGUGACUCGCAUAUGCAAGGACUUAAAGAAGAGGAAGAAUCAUUAUUUUCCGGGAAAUGGCUGCGAUGAAUCCGUACGCAUUUAGGGGUUGGCACCUUCCCUCGUAUGCAGAUGGAGCGAACUGUGACAGGAAUUAUCAUAUGUACGGGUCCUGGCCCCACUCCGGGUACUUCCCCCCGGGGUCGGUGUAUUCACUACAGGCAGACACACCCAAACAACACAGCAACAGUGACUGGAAGCUGAACGGACUGUGUACAACGUCCUCAGAAGGUACGUCAGCCAGGGGGGAUAACUCGUCAGUAAUGAAGCCAGGAUUUGAAAGUAUGCUUUAUAAAUCCUACACUAGUCGAGGGGACAGCGAAACCUCGAGAGAGGAAUCCCCCUCUCAAAGAAGCUGUUGUGCUGUAUCAUCCACGUGUAGUGCUUAUGAACGUUUGAAUGUUUUAGAUAAUUCUUGGAGGUCCCCGGAGGUUCCGACAGCUUUGGACCUGAACAAGUCUGGAGCAGUGUCCGCAUACCCUUCCCUGUGUCAGAGAGAUAUGCAACAGAUUCAUUUACCGUCAACGACGCUUGCUCCCACCGCUGUGACGCUGAGGAAGCGAAGAAGGCCCUACUCGAAAUUCCAGAUCGCGGAGCUUGAACGCGAAUACAAUAACUCUACAUACAUCUCUAAGUCCCGGCGAUGGGAACUCUCACAACUAAUCAACCUCUCAGAACGACAGAUCAAAAUCUGGUUUCAGAACAGACGUAUUAAAGCCAAGAAAGUGUCAAAACGGGACGAUCCACCACCCAAAACACAGUCUUCUUGUAUGCAACAGCAGCAACCUAUGAGUCACUGAGGAGGAGGGAAAAUAGGGAAUAAUGACGUAACAGAAUCAUGAUGUGACGUCAGGAGCACGCGUCUGGAUCUCCAGGAUUUUGUGGCUCUAGAUUAUUUUACCAAAGAACCAACACGCCGAAUACCUCAGUCUGCAGACGUAGUGAAAACCAAUGGUCUCUGAGAGUUCUUUGACUUGAAUGGACACAGCCAUCGAGCGCUCUUGAGGAUCGAGGGUCUCUUGAAAAAGUAAACAAUACUGUAUGUUCACUUAGACUCGCACAGGAUUAUUACGGCUGGUUUGUAGUAUUACAACGUAUAAUGAAUCUUCUCCUGAUGCAAGGACACGAUGUGAAUUCUUUUGUCUCAUGACAAUUUUAUCAUUUGUAGAAAAGGUCCCAAUUUAGACAACAGAUUCUGAAUCUGUCUGUCGCAGAAUGACUGCCGAUGUGAAUAUAUCGAUUAAUGUAGAAUGUCUGAAGAUGUGAUUGUAUCGAUUAUUUGUAGAAUGUUUGACAAUGUUUUACUACAUUGACUUUUUGUGAUUUGUCCAAAGAUAAAUUGUAUUCUAUAUAAAAAAUGAAUAGAUGAAAUAGCAAUGAAAUAUACUACCCUAAACUA